CCUCCACCAGAUCCGGCAGACAACUACUUUCAAGUGGGUGACAAGCUUGAAGCGGUUGACCGACGCAAUACACAACUUAUCUGUCCGGCUACGGUAGGUGCCGUGAACGGUCAGCACGUUCUCGUUAGCUUCGACGGCUGGUCCGGCGCGUUUGACUACUGGACCCGAUUCGACAGUCGGGAAUUGUUCCCUGUAGGCUGGUGCAAACUAGCGGACUAUCCGCUUCAGGCACCGGGCCCAAAUGCGCUUCGUUCGCCUCCCAGUCAUUCUACUCCCGGUCCUCUAUCCAAAGCGGUUUUGGCUCCACCAGUCACCUCGGGUCACGCCUUCUCCCUGGAUGUGUCCUCUGUGAAUGAAACUCCCACCGGGCGAAAAGGAUCCCGCGGUAAGGCCAAACCAGGGACAAGGAAAGGAAUAGUUGCUACUUCCCGAGCUGCCUCGCAAUCUCGACCACGUCGUAUUCCUCGCUUGACACGAAAACGUCGCCGUAAACCGCAUUUACUCCUCGGGUCCACUCAAAAUCGAAAUGGUACACCACAUCCCGUUCGUGGUGAUUUGAAUCGUCCACUUGCUCUCACAAUUCAGACAAGUUGGACGACGGAUGCAGCCUCGUUAAACAACAGACCAGGCUCCGAUACAUCCCAUCCACAAACUGAGUCCGCUGAUUCCUCUAUGCGCUCCCUGGGCUCUCCACCACCACCAAUCAUACACCCAAUCACAAUGGACGAUGAUGAGUACGUAGAUGCGGAUUCAUUACUCAAUGUCACUACCGGUUCGUCAUCCUCUGAUCCACCUCCACCCUCCAUCGAGGCUGCCGUAACCGCCGUGAGCAGUUGCACUUCAUUACCGACACACGGAGCAGAUUUGUCCUCGAACACUUCCUCGACUAGUCGUGGUCGUCGAACAAGCAGUUCCUCUGAUUGUGUUGUUCGACUACAGGCCAAAUCUCCACCCACACUUCCAUCCGGCGGUACUGGUGAACUGGGAUCCAAUCAUCCGGAACUGAAAUCAUGGCAAGUGGUUACCACGGAACCCCGAGUCAAACCGAAAAAGAAAUCGAAACCGGAUAAAAAACACCGGGAACGUUCCCUCGCCGAAUCCACUAACGGGUUGAAGAAAAAGUUCAAAUUUAUCAAUGAUACCUCGGAAUCAAUCGCCCGUUCAGUUUCCGAUUGGAAAUCAGAAGAUCGAUCAAUUAGCCCCGUGGAACGAAAUAUCAAACCGGGUCCGCUCACAGUCGACACGACAGAGAAUUUUCAUCACCCCUCUCAUUCUCACCUGGGCUCGGAUCGACGUGCCUUAUCUGUAGAUACACACGAUCUGGAUUCACGCGGAUUAGUGGCGCACGGCUAUUGUCACGAUUAUCAUCGAUCACCUCAGGAUUCCGUCCAGGCGGUCCCGAAAUCAACGUCAUUCCUCGGUGCUUCGCACCCGGAGUUCGGUGAAUCAAACGAACAACCGAUCGAUGGGGAUGAUGGGUCCGUAGUAACCUCUCAGGUCACAGCACCACCACCUGGCACUGGUGUGCCUCCCUGUCCAACCUCGAAUUGGUACGCGUCUACCAAACUGGACUACCCGGGUAAACUAAACGAGAUCUAUUCC
Messenger RNA from Echinostoma caproni, 1602 nucleotides. Lineage: Eukaryota; Metazoa; Platyhelminthes; Trematoda; Plagiorchiida; Echinostomatidae. The record is from the annotation of a GenBank genome assembly.